Messenger RNA from Pollicipes pollicipes, 2290 nucleotides. RefSeq names its product cryptochrome DASH. The record is from RefSeq and is a predicted model, not a curated record. Gene Ontology annotation, molecular function: damaged DNA binding; FAD binding; deoxyribodipyrimidine photo-lyase activity. The transcript is spliced from 11 exons. Lineage: Eukaryota; Metazoa; Arthropoda; Thecostraca; Pollicipedomorpha; Pollicipedidae. Gene Ontology annotation, biological process: photoreactive repair. Bases 92 to 1645 code for a protein of 517 amino acids.
GUCAUUAUUAUGUAACGUAAACUUGCGGAGCGCAUGCUGUGGUUUCCGCUCGUAUUUUGUGCUGUGAUCAAGCUUUCUGAAGGUGGGGAGGAUGUCUGGAAAGAGGAUUGCCAUUGCCUUGCUGAGAAAUGACCUCCGGUACCUGGAUAAUGAGGUACUUCACAUGGCCCAUAGCUCAUCAGAUUUUGUUGUACCACUCUACUGUUUGGACCCCCGUCACUUCCAGACAACAUACCACUUCGGCUUCCCCAAGACAGGAGCACACAGGGCUAGGUUUCUGCUGCAUAGCCUGGAGGACCUGCGGGCCCAGCUAACAAAGCAUGGCAGUGACCUGGUAAUACGGGAGGGUCGUCCGGAGUCGGCGGUGCCGGACCUGCUGUCGUCACUCUCGGGCCACCGGCUGUCACUGGUGCUGCAGCAGGAGGCCACCGACGAGGAGCUGCGGGUGGAGCGCGCUCUGGCUGACGCGUGCCGCCGGCUCAGCGUACCCGUCCACACCGUGUGGGGAGCGACGCUCUACCACCGGGACGACCUGCCGUUCAAGGUCCAGAGCGUGCCGGACGUCUACACGCAGUUCCGGCAGGCGGUGGAGUCGCGGGCCAGCGUGCGCGCCCCGCUCACAAUGCCGGACCGUCUGCGGCCGCUGCCGGCCGGCGUGGCACCGGGCCCGCUGCCGGCGCCGGCGGCGCUCGGCCUGCCGGACGGCCCGCCGCCGGCGCCUGACGCGCGCUCAGCCUUCCCGUGGCGCGGCGGCGAGGCGGCCGCGCUCGACCGGCUGCGCCACUACCUCUGGCAGACGGAUGCUGUCGCCACCUACAAGGAGACGCGCAACGGCCUGGUGGGCGCUGACUACUCCACCAAAUUCAGCCCCUGGCUGGCGCUCGGCUGCCUGUCGCCGCGCCACAUCCACUCCGAGGUGCGCCGCUACGAGGCGGAGCGCACCGCCAACAAGUCCACGUACUGGGUGUUGUUCGAGCUCAUCUGGAGGGACUACUUCAGGUUUGUCGCUUUGAAGUUUGGGAACCGGAUAUUCUUCGAGACGGGCCUGCUCAACAAAAAAGUCCCGUGGCAGAACAACAAGGUGGCAUUCGACCAAUGGAAAGAUGGUGCAACGGGCGUGCCGUUCGUCGACGCCAACAUGCGUGAGCUGAAGCUGACCGGAUGGAUGAGCAAUCGAGGCCGCCAGAACGUGGCCAGCUUCCUCACCAAGGACCUGGGCCUCGACUGGAGGCUGGGUGCCGAGUGGUUCGAGUCACUGCUGCUGGACCAUGACGUGUGCAGCAACUACGGCAACUGGAACUACUCGGCCGGCAUCGGGAACGACCCGCGAGAGAACAGGAAGUUCAACAUGAUCAAACAGGCCACCGACUAUGAUCCACAGGGCGAGUACGUGCGUCUGUGGGUGCCCGAGCUGGCCUCGGUCAAGGACGGCCGCGUGCACAUGCCGUGGGCGCUGCCGCCGGCGGCGCGGCGUCAGCUGGAGUACCCGGACCCGAUGGUGGUGGCACCCGAGUGGCAGCGGCAUGCGAGCAAAACGGCGCCGGGCCGGGGUCGAGGUCGGGGCGGACCCCAGCCGGGCCGAGGCCAGCGGCGUGGCAUCGAUUUCUACUUCAGCUCCAGCGCAUCAGGGGACCGACGGCACUGACCGGGCGGCGCCGGCGCCCGUCAUGUCCGCCGCGUGUCACUGCAGCUGAAACGGAGCACCGCUGGACAAAGGUCACGCGGUGCCGAACAGGGGCGGGCGAAGGGGUCGCCUGGGUACAGGUAAAGCUUGGAUCGGCGGUCGCCCUAGAUGUGGAGGAUGUCCAGUGUGCGGUGCGUAUGCCGACAUAGGCGGCGUGACAGCUAACUCGUAAGGUUCCUGGACCACGUUUCGUCUUGCCGAGCCGAGCCUUCUCAAGUGCGCGUGUUUUGCCAAGGAGCGGUGCCAGUUCAGGUCUCGAACACUGCCUUGUUUGUUACACCUUUGGUCAGCUUGUGGGCCUCUGCGCUGAUCAUCCGCCUGCCUGGCACGGCAGGCAGCUGGUCAUGAAAGAUCCUGUGUGGUCGUGUUGUGUGGCGUUUCGACCGGUAGGUGUAUUGUGCCUGCAUGCAUGAAGGACAGCGGUCGGCGUGUUACGAGUGGAUUCAGGUUUUUAACUUUUUUGAAGUCGAAGUGCUUCCCAUUUUAUUUGUAAGUGACGCCUGUUUUUAUGCAGUGGGUAGGUGUUGAUAUUGGUAUCCUUUUUGCGAUUGUCACAGUCUAGAAAUGUGCGUUUUCUGUUCCUUUAUUACAAUAUGGAAAACGACA